Manacus vitellinus (golden-collared manakin) is the source of this 4009-nucleotide messenger RNA. It is a transcript of the gene RUFY3, whose product is annotated as RUN and FYVE domain containing 3. Bases 514 to 1920 code for a protein of 468 amino acids. The transcript is spliced from 13 exons. The record is from RefSeq and is a predicted model, not a curated record. Gene Ontology annotation, molecular function: metal ion binding. Gene Ontology annotation, cellular component: cytoplasm. Gene Ontology annotation, biological process: regulation of axonogenesis. Lineage: Eukaryota; Metazoa; Chordata; Aves; Passeriformes; Pipridae.
CUCAGUUCAUUAGUCAGCCAUUUUGGUCGCCACCCUGCUCACUGCGCACAGCCAAUCCCGGCAGCACUGCCGGGCUUCGCAGGGAGACGGGCACCAGCACUUGGAUUUCGGCAAACCUGGAGAUCUGCCUCCCGUUCGUCCUUUGUUUUUGCUGGGGUCAUCACCAGAGGAACCCAUUCUUUUUGCUUCGGCUGCUUUCCCCCCCUUCUUUUCGUAUUUUGGACCUGUUUUUCCCUCCUGCCUUGGAUGCCGGAGCCAGGUUUUCUGUGGAUGCUGAGGAUCGAUAGCCUCUAGCAUAGCUGGAGACGGCAGUCGGUGGAAAGGAGGGAGGCAGAGCAGAGCGGGAAGGAGCAGCGUUUUUACCUUGCUUGAUCCAUGAAAAGGCCAGAGCAGCCUCUGUGAUCCUGAGCAAUCUGUCCUUUAAUCGCAAGGUAUUUCUGAUUUCCUUCUUCAGAAAGCUUUUAUUUUUAGUUCUUAUUUUUCCCCCGUUGUUGUUGUACCAGCUGAGUCAUCAUGUCUGCUCUGACGCCUCAAAGCGACAUGCCAACCCCCACCACAGACAAGAUCACUCAGGCUGCCAUGGAGACCAUCUAUCUUUGCAAAUUCCGAGUGUCGAUGGAUGGAGAAUGGCUCUGCUUGCGGGAGCUGGAUGACAUCUCGCUGACACCCGACCCAGAGCCUACCCACGAAGACCCCAAUUACCUCAUGGCUAACGAACGCAUGAACCUGAUGAACAUGGCCAAACUGAGCAUCAAGGGGUUGAUCGAGUCGGCGCUGAAUCUGGGCAGGACACUGGACUCGGACUAUGCCCCUCUGCAGCAGUUCUUUGUGGUGAUGGAGCACUGCCUGAAACACGGCCUCAAAGCCAAAAAGACUUUUCUUGGGCAAAAUAAGUCCUUUUGGGGACCUCUAGAACUAGUAGAAAAACUCGUCCCUGAGGCUGCAGAGAUUACAGCAAGUGUUAAGGAUCUCCCAGGGCUGAAGACACCUGUAGGCAGAGGAAGAGCUUGGCUUCGCCUGGCUCUGAUGCAGAAGAAACUUUCAGAAUACAUGAAGGCCUUGAUUAACAGAAAGGAUCUUCUCAGUGAAUUUUACGAGCCCAACGCGCUGAUGAUGGAAGAGGAAGGUGCCAUCAUCGCCGGCCUCCUCGUGGGCUUGAACGUCAUCGAUGCCAACUUCUGCAUGAAGGGAGAAGACCUGGACUCCCAGGUUGGAGUGAUUGAUUUCUCCAUGUAUUUGAAAGAUGGGAACAGCACAAAAGGCAGUGAAGGAGAUGGUCAGAUAACUGCUAUUUUGGACCAGAAGAACUAUGUGGAAGAACUCAAUAGACAUUUAAGUGCUACAGUAAACAACCUACAAGCCAAGGUGGAUGCCUUGGAAAAAUCCAACACUAAGCUGACUGAGGAGCUUGCAGUUGCCAACAACAGGAUCAUUACACUGCAGGAAGAGAUGGAACGGGUUAAGGAAGAAAGUUCUUACAUCCUGGAGUCCAGUCGGAAGGUCACCAAGGACAGAACUGCUGACGGGCAGGCACUGACUGAGGCUCGGAAACAGCUGAAGGAGGAGACACAGCUGCGGCUGGACGUGGAGAAGGAGCUGGAGGCGCAGAUUGGGAUGCGGCAGGAGAUGGAGCUGGCCAUGAAGAUGCUGGAGAAGGAUGUUUGUGAGAAGCAGGAUGCGCUGGUGGCACUCAGACAGCAGCUGGACGAUCUCAGGGCCCUAAAGCAUGAACUGUCCUUCAAGCUGCAGAGUUCAGACAUGGGAGUGAAACAGAAGAGUGAAUUAAACAGCCGCUUGGAAGAGAAAACAAAUCAGAUGGCUGCCACCAUCAAACAGCUGGAACAAAGUGAAAAGGAUUUGGUGAAACAGGCAAAAACCUUAAAUAGUGCAGCAAACAAACUGAUCCAGAAGCAUCAUUAGACAUUUUUAUGUCUGGCCACCUCACAGCUCUGACAUCAGAACUCAUUCAUGAGGGGAGAACUUGAGAAUUGCUAAAAGCAACUGUUAAAAUGUUAAGUGUCACCUAAAGUUGAUUUGGAAUUUGCUGAGUUUUUAAAAUCAGUGAGUUUUUCUGCCGAGAUUUAGAGUCAGGUAUAAAAAUCCCAAACUUUGCCAUUUAACCCAUGUUCAAGUACCAAAUGAGUUGGCCAAUAAACACCCCAGGAAGGCACCGGGAGUGGGAGAUCCGUGGCUCUGCCCACCUGCUGGUGCACACCCCGUACAGCAGCAGGAGCCCUCGGCGUGUGCGCGGCUCAGCCGGGAUCACGUUGGCCAGCUCGGGAGAGUCAGCUCGUUUUCUGUGUUGCCCUUUUUUGUGAAGUAGAUGAGAAAAUGCAUCCCUGGAAGUUGUUGACAGUAGUUGUGUGUGUGCCCCAAGCUGUUUCCUGUUCAAUUCUGUUCUGUGGGUUCAGCCCCGAGUCCGAGACGAGCGGGCAGGACGCGAUGGCCCGUCACGGCGAGGACCGGCCCUCCCGUAACCAGCUUGCCUGGAUUCUGCCUUAGGGACGUGGUGGGAGGGUGGGGACUUUAUCCUUCUUCCUUUAAACUUCAUGUGUCCAGAAUUAGUAGCUAUAGGUGUCUUAGAGUAACACAAUAGAGUGGUAAGUUCAGUGGAAACCUCCUUCUCUUUGCAUUGCUUCUACCUCUGCCAGGAAUCCCUCCAGACACGCCCUGCGGUCCUUCCCAAGCUAAGGAAGCUGAGGAGAGGUGUUUUGGGAGGUGUCUCCCCUUCUUAGAAAGGGAAGUUACGUGUUUUACAAAAAAUAAUCUGACCUUUCUUUAAAAGAAACAAACCCACACAAAUAAAGAGGAAAGGAACCCAAUGCGCAGCGAUGGGGAAUGGAGAUGGUAAUUUGGUCCUUGCCCUUUCCUUGUUCGAGUAGUUGGUAGUUGAAAGGGAAGAGUGGCCUUUUACACUUGUUUCAUUUCCUUCUGAGUUUGCCUUGCUCAAUACAAAUGGAAUUUGCUAAAGGAGGAACAGCUAAAGCUUGGAAUCAGCUCGCAAUAAGAGAAAUAAUUGCCAAUUUAACACCCCGGUGCAAAACCUGAAGUAACUGUAGCUUGGACUAUUAUAAACUAAUAUACUCUGAUCACACAAGUCCCCGUGCUGGCCUCUUGUGGGCCUUAGGUUAUAAGCACUCGUAGAGAUAUUCUUUCAUUUGGAAGAUCAGAUUUGGGGGUUUUCAGUGUUGAAUAAGGGGUUUUUUUUCUCUGGUGAGACGCCUGUAGUAAUUCUUUGAUGCCAGUUCUCCCUUUGUCCUGUGGGAUGGCACUUCUUGGGGCAGUGGGUGGCAAACAUGACUGAAACAAGUGGGGAGGGAACACUUUGGUCCUUGCUGGUGUGGUCAAAAAUCCAUGGGGCUCAGCCUGGUCCCCCUGGAUGUGAGCGUGGGCCACCACGUGGCUUAUUCCGUGGGCUCUCAGCACAGGCACUGGCACAGCCCUGUUGGAAACCUCCCUGCCAUGCCCGAGCUGCAUGCUUGAACCUAUAAACUCACCCUUCAGUAACCUGCUACUACAAACUCCUAACUGCCUGGAGAAAAAAGAAUCCUAAGGAAAAGGUGGAAGCUUUGAUCAAGGUAUCCAAAGAGCCCAUUAGUACAGGGAGCCCCCCUGUCCCUUCCCACAGUUCUGCUGUAGGAACAGGGGGUUGGGGCUGGUGGGGUUGGUGUCAGUAACACUGAAACCAGACAGAAUUAAGGAUCUGGCUGUUUCUGAUGUCAGGCCCAGAGUGGGAAUGUGUUGCUGUACCGAUGCCUGGCGCUUGAGCCGAGUGUCAAUCCGUGGGAGACCAGGAACCUGCACUAAUUCUCAAUAGAGUAGCUAUAACCUAUGUUGCAAGUUCCAGUUACCUGUGCAAAGCUGAAAUGUAACGUACAUUAAAAUCCAAUUGGACUUUAAAUUCUGUGUACUUGAGGUUUGCUUUGGAUCUGGAUAAAAGUGAUGUUUUCUGUUUCUCAUCUAAUGGCUGUAAACUGUAGUGAUAAAAUAAAAACUAUGGAAAAUGAGA